Molecule: messenger RNA, 615 nt
Organism: Vigna umbellata (rice bean)
Lineage: Eukaryota; Viridiplantae; Streptophyta; Magnoliopsida; Fabales; Fabaceae
Source: RefSeq, a predicted model, not a curated record
CUUCACUGUGAACCAUAACCUCGUUUGUCCAGUGAGAACACUGUUCCCAAAAGAUGAAGAAGGGCCUCUCGCUUGUGCUCCUCAUCCUUCUCAUCCACCACAACCUUCUCAACGCCGACAACUGUGUCACAGAGGAUUGCCUCAUCGCCAACGAUUUGGAAUCAGAAUUCUCGUUUGGCUCUCAUGCCGCAAGAAUGCUCUACGAUGUCAGCCAAUCACAGACAGGCAAAACAGGCAACGGCAACAACAAAGCUGUAAAUUGUCCACAAAAUCAAGGUUACCGCAGCUGCAUCCCAUCUUAAAACGGUGGUGGCCCCAACAAAAACUGUGCUGAAUAUACUAGAAACUGCUAAGAACAUCUUCCAAUUUCGUUUCUCGUUUUGAGGUUAACUGUUUAAAGUUCCAUUUCUUGUUUUAAGGUUGUCUUCCAUCCUCAACUGUUUAGUCUAAUUUCAUUUCCCUGUCUUGUUAUUCAUACUUCAAUUGUGUUGUACUGUUACUGCCUCUGUAUUAUCAUAUCAUCUGUACUCUCUCAGUUUAUCAAUUUGUGCUUGAGAAUAAUUCCAUGUAAGAUUGCCAAUAAUAAAUCACUUCCUCUGCACAGGGUUUCUUCAA